Messenger RNA from Cydia pomonella (codling moth), 5266 nucleotides. RefSeq lists its product as uncharacterized. Gene Ontology annotation, cellular component: pericentric heterochromatin. Gene Ontology annotation, biological process: negative regulation of transcription by RNA polymerase II; chromatin organization. Gene Ontology annotation, molecular function: chromatin binding. Bases 315 to 2948 code for a protein of 877 amino acids. NCBI's taxonomy places the organism in Eukaryota, Metazoa, Arthropoda, Insecta, Lepidoptera, Tortricidae. The record is from RefSeq and is a predicted model, not a curated record. The transcript is spliced from 21 exons.
UGAUUUAAAUUUAAAUGAAUAGUCUUCUUAAGCGUCGUGGACAUUCUAAUUUUAUCUCGACUCAAUCAGCGCAGCGCCAAUGAGCGUUGUUCUACUAUCGUGUCGUGUGGCCUUUACAUUUUAGUGCAUUUCUUAAUUUUAAGAAAUUAGUGACAUAUAUUUGUUAUUAAAUACAUUGUUAAGGAAGGUGAAGUUUAAAUUUUUAUUGCCAAGAUUUUUUCAUAACAAUUAUGUUUGUUGACAUUAUAUUUUAAGGCACACAGUGAGUUGGCGGGAAGCCGCCGGCCUAGAUUUUGGCAGAUCCUUUAAGCACGAUGACUUCCAUAGAGGAUGGUGAGACGCACGCGUCUGAGGACGUACCAGCGGGAAACCCGGAUGAAUUAGCCAAAAACCCUAGUGCAUUGAAAGAGGCUCAUGAGCAGAUGGCAACCUUAGAUGUGCUUGUGUGUGGCCAGUGCCACUCUGCAUUCCACUUUAUUGAAGAGUUCAAUGACCACAAAUCAGCCAAUAGUUGUUCUUCAAAGUCUCCAGUAAGAGAUAGUAAUGAAAGCAAAGCCCAAGUAUGGGCAUUCCUCCUAUGGAAGUGUUCAUCAGCACGGGACGGGACCAACAUCAACUCAGACAACAGUUGGAAGCUGUACCAGCAGUGGUGCCGCAUGCCGGAGUCUCAGAGGACCGCCUGGAUCACAGCUGGCUCCAAUGUGCAAGCUUUAUCCAAGUUUGCUCAUGCUAAAGUUAUGGAAUUGAAGACUGAUGACCAGCUCGUGCCUGUACAAACCGUAACACAAGUAACAGAGGUCAAGAAACGUGGACGACCAAGAAAGGUUCUCAAGGAGGAUUCCGAGACUCAGCCCUCAGGUGAAGAAAGCGAUGGUAUGGUUAGAGCUAGUCCUGCGCAGAAGAACGUUUUCAACAAAACGCCACUUAGUGCGAUAAAAGCCAAGGAACUAGCGGACAAGGAGUCCGUCCGUAACGCCCAGGAGCGCGUGCCGCCGGAGGAGCGCAUCGCGCGCCGCACCGAGCGCGAGGGCGACCCCGCCGACGCCGGCGAGUAUGUGGUGGAGAAGAUCCUCGCCAAGAGGUUCAACCCCAGGAGGAAGCAGUACGAGUACCUGCUCAAGUGGGAGGGAUAUCCGCAUGAACAAAACACAUGGGAGCCGAUAGAGAACAUGGAGACCUGUAAGCAUCUUCUAGAAGCAUUUGAGAAGCAGUUGGCGCGGCAGAAGGAGCUGAAGGCCCUGCGCGCGCAGCAGCAGCAACAGCAUCCUGUGCAGGUGAAACAAAUCAGCACACCACUUCCACAAAUAGUGAAACAAAUGGUUAAGAAAACGGAAAGUCCCGCUUUGACUCCUACUGGCCGCCUCCAGCGGUCUUCUAAAGUGCGCGCUCUCGACCAAGUGAAGGCGUGGUGCGGCGCCGAAGACGAGCCGGCCGCCAAGCGCGUCAAGAAGGAAGCCUCCAGCGAGGACGAGGAUUACUCCGAUGGGGACGCUAAAGUUGACGCUCGGAUACUAAACGGACAGUCGUCUCCAAAAGGUAACGUGGACCCGGAGCUGGUCAAGUCGCUGGGGCUCGGCGGCAAGGGCAUGCCGAAUAUCAAGGGCGUCAUCAAAGUCGAUCCCAAGCACAUGCCUAAUCUUACCACUGGUGUCUACAUUAUGUCUAAGAGCUCUGGGAUAAUGAAGAUUGACUCGCCCGGCAAACUUGGCCCGGGUCUGAAUAUAGACCAAGAUGUUAUUAGGAAACAAAUCUUAGCUGCCAAACAGAAAAAACAAGAGGAAAAGAAGGCAACACCCACGCAGGUAAAGAAGACAAUCGGCUCCGGCGGCCAACAGGUGACAGAGAAGACGAUCAUCACACCUUCUGGACAGAAGAUUAUCCAGCGCACAAUACACCGGCCCGUUGGACAAUCGCCAGAGGGCAAGUCUCCGGUCACCAUCCUUAACAAAAAACUAGCACAGGGCGACAGCCUGCUGCGGCGCGGCGCGGGGCGCGGGCGCGGGCGCGGCGGCAUGCAGGUGGCCACGGCGGCCGGCAACAUCGUGCGCAUCCGCGACAAGUCCGCCGCGCUGCCCUUCGACUUCGACCAGUCGGACGCGUCGUCGGACACGUCGGACGGCAUCACGGACCCGUUCCCGCUGGAGCCGGGCCCGCUGCCGCCGCCGUCGCCGGAGCGCGAGCUGACGCUGUGCCCGCUGACGGGGCGGCGCCUGGCGCGCGCCGAGGGCGAGCCCACGCCGCCGCCCACGCCCAGCCCGCCGCCCACGCCGCCCUCGCCGCCCUCGCCCAGCCCGCAGACCAUACCCCAGCAGAUGCUCAUGAAGGUCGAGAUGUCCCCAGGAGGCACAACCGGUAUGUUAGUACAAGGCGAUGGAACGCAGCAGUCUUUGCCAGUAUUGACAGACGACGACGGCACGGAGGUUAAAAUGGAAGCACAUGCGGUGAAGCAACUGUUAGAGGACGGCGGAGAGGGCGAGGGUGAAGAGGUGGGGCUGCUGCAAGCCGGCCACCCGCCCAUCAUGAUCCGCGGCGAAGACGGCGUGCUGUACCAGGUGGCAGGCGAGAACGAAGCUGGGCAGACGCUACUAGUGGCCGCCGAGGGCAUGGAGGGCGCCGUGGAGGGCGUCGAGGGCGGCGCCGACGGCGACGGCGUCAUGUACGUCACGCGCGAGGACGGACAGGACGUGCUCGCGAUCGACCCGUCGCAGCUGGCGCAGCUGAUGCCGGGCGGCGAGGCGCCGGCGCUGCAGCAGGUGGCCGUGCAGGUGGAGGGCGAGCCCGGCGAGGACGCCACGCAGGUCAUCGCGCAGCUCGUGCAGGCCGACCUGCCCUCGCCAGGCGGCACGCGGCGCGUAGUCCUACUACUGCCAGACGGAAGCUUCACGAUGACGGAGCUGGACAAAGAACAGUACGAGUCCAUCACAGAGGCCGGCAAAGCGCAGGAGUGAGCCCCGGCGGCCUGAAACUGACUAUGGCAUACAACGCAUCAUUCACACCUAAACCUCUGAUGCCGAGCGCCAUACAUUUGUAGUGCUCGACCGAAUCUUCGGUUUCGGUAGGUUUCGAUACAAACAUUAUGUUUCGGUCGGAUAAUAUACAUAAAAGCAUUUGUAUAACGGUCGGCAUCAGCGUCAAGCGUGCACGCUCAGAGCGCACGUUCCAUGGUCCUCGGGUUAGGAGUGCUGAGUAUGUGUCGGGGCUAUAGCCAAGUUGACAAUUGUAUAUCGAUAAAGGUCAAUAGAAAAGUCACUUGACCAUUUCCAUACGUCAUUUAAGAGUAUCGACGUUUUCAAACGAUUACAUGUUUCUUGGUUAGACCCCAUGGCCACCUUAACUUUUCUAUCAGUAAGUAAAGCGGAGCUUUACUUGAAAUCUUCUGGGUGGCGUGUGUUUGGUGGCGUUGCUGGCACGGCAGAUCGUAAUGUUGGCGAUAUACAACAAGCUUACUUAUCAAAUACCGAUAUAAACUCUUGUCAAAACAAUGUGCUAUCCUAGUAAAUAUUAUCGUCAUGUGGUGCUUGCCACGUCAUCAAAAUACAAUUUAUGGGAAUGGGGUCAUCAAUUACAGUAGUAACGUGGUCGUUUCAAUCCAAUAAAACACAUAAUGCCCGAAGCUCAAUGUUAUUAUGUGUUUCUAGCUUUAUGUAUUUCGACGUUUUGAAAUCUUAUUUCCUAUGCCUAUACUUCGUUUUUUUAACAUUAGAAAAAGAAUAAUCAAUCUUGAUGUGUCUUUUUAUUGAAAACCCCUUUAAAAAAAUAGUCACUUAAUAAGUGACACCAAAAUAAUACCAUAAUUGUUACAUAUUUGCUGCGACUUAUUUUUCAAAAGUGUUUUUCAAUAAAAAGGCACACCUAAAUUGUUGACCCUUUUUCUAAUGCCAAACAAACAAAGUAUAAUCUGCUCUUAGAUACCAUACAUUGCAACAAGGUACUGAAAUAUUAACUGCUUUUAUUUGUCCGUAGUUGAUGUAAGAUAAAACUCAGGAGCGUAUUCUUAGUUUUAUAAAGAUGCGAUUUAAGUGAACUGAGGAGAAAUAUUAUGUAAAUAGAGUAUGAUCGGCUAUUUGUACAGAUGGUACAUGGUUGGAUGUGUAAGCUCAUUUAGUUAAUGUUUAGGUAUAAUUUAUUAGACCAGGAAAUGUAUGCAAUUCAAGGCAGAGAAAUAAUUAUGCCUUAAUUUAUUUAAAAAAAAAUAUUUCGUUUUGCUAAUUCAAUAGAUUUACAUGAAGAUAAUCUGCAGUAAUUUAAUAAAUUCGUAUAUGUAUUACCUUGAACUGAAUUAAAACAGAAGCAUUUGCAAUUUAAUGUAGGUAAAAUUAAAAUAAACACGGUGAAAUACAACAUUCAAUUACACUACGUUCAUAAAUAAGAGAGCAGUAAUAAAACAUAUCAAUAUUUUCUUUAUAAUCAUUUUCUUUUUUAACUCGAACAAGUAUCUUUCUUAGGCGGUUGUACGAUUGGCGGCAGAUAAGCGUUUAAAGGCACACCGUGACGUGCGCUUUGUUAUAUACAGAUCCUUAUGAGAGACGGCACACCGCUUGCGUGACGUGUGCGUGCACGACUCCAACCCUUUACGCGCACGUGCAGUCAACUGCAGUCUACGCUCACGCGGCUGGUGUGCUCUAUUUUCUUGCAAAGAGAUGCAUAAAUUAGUUGUUGGUCGCUAGCUGUCCACUUUGCCUGGCUAAAAAAAAAUUACUCACUGAUCACCGCCGGUCAGACACGUAAGCUUGAUUUUGUAAAUUUAAAGUUGCCUUUAUUACUUAAUUAUAUUAACAACAUCUACAUUAAAACAUUUGUCUAAAUGCAUUGGAUAAAAUAUUAUAAUAGACAGAAUAGCAUAUACUCUGUAUUCUAUGGCUACACACUGACUUAUAUUUAUGAAAUGAGCACCUGGUGAAGUAUUUUACGAUCACUAUAAAUAAUGUAGUUUCUUUUAUGAAUACCAAAUAUUGGACAAGAAGCAUUCAUUAUAGAGAGUAUGGAUUCAAGGUAAUAGACUGGUAGUUUUUAAAUAAUUUAACUCCUUAAUCUGUAGUAUUCCACAUCUCUCUUUAUUUUCAUGCAUUGUAUAAAAUGACAUUUAUUUCCGAUCUGAGCCAAGAUUAUAUUAGUUACUUAAUUUGAAGACUCGUUGAAGGUAAGGCUCGUCUAAUUGAAAUUGUUCAAUAAUAUUUGAUCAUAUUAGAUGUAUAAUAUAGUAUAGUAUGUAAAGUAUUUUUGGUUUUAUAUAUCUGUAACUAUUUCAAAUAAACAUUAUUUGCCA